UGCAGAGAGACAGACAGAGAGCCCGCAGAGAGACAGACAGAGAGCCUGCAGAGAGACAGACAGAGAGCCCGCAGAGAGCCCGCAGAGAGACAGACAGAGAGCCUGCAGAGAGACAGACAGAGAGCCUGCAGAGAGACAGACAGAGAGCCUGCAGAGAGACAGACAGAGAGCCUGCAGAGAGACAGACAGAGAGCCUGCAGAGAGACAUCAGUGAAAAAGACAGAUAUGGAUCAGCUACUGCUGCUGCUGCUGCUGCUGUCAAGCUCCGAGUCUGAUGUGGUUACGUUGGUGGGAGGAGAGAGUCACUGUGCAGGAGCUCUAGAGCUGAAACAUCAGGGAGACUGGAGACCAGUGGAAGAGUAUUAUUCUUUCUGGACCCUGAAGGCAGCUGACGUUGUCUGCAGACAGCUCGACUGUGGCUCUGCUGUUUCUGUAGGACGGAGAGAGGAGUCCUCAGAGAGAUCUGUGUGGAGGAUCAGAUCUGACUGUGUUCAGUCUCGAUCUGCUCUGAGGGAGUGUGCAGCAUCAGAUUCCUCUCCCUUCACCCUGAAUCUCACCUGCUUAGACUCUGUCAGGCUACUGGGUGGUACUGGUCUGUGCUCAGGCAGACUGGAGGUGAAGUCUAACCAGUCCAACCCGUCGUGGUCCUCAGUAUGUGAGGCUGACUUUGACCAGCAGGAUGCAGAGGUGGUCUGCAGGCAGCUCGGCUGUGGGGCUCCUUCACUCCUCCAGGGGGCGCCCUAUGGAGAAGUGGAGGCUCCAACGUGGACCAAAGAGUUCCAGUGUGGAGGCCAUGAGUCUGCUCUCCUGGACUGUAGAAGCUCAGGCUCAGAUAGAAACACCUGCUCACCUGGCAGAGCUGUUAGCCUCACCUGCUCCGAGCCUGUUGGCGUUAGGUUGGUGGGAGGAGAGAGACGCUGUGCAGGAGCUCUGGAGCUGAAACAUCAGGGACACUGGAGACCAGUAGGGGACUAUGACAAUCGCUUCACCCUGAACACAGCUGAUGUUGUCUGCAGACAGCUCGACUGUGGCUCUGCUGUUUCUGAAAGAUGGAGAAAGGAGUCCUCAGAGAGAUCUGUGUGGUGGAUCAGAUCUGACUGUGUUCAGUCUGGAUCUGCUCUGAGGGAGUGUGCAGCAUCAUAUUCCUCUCCCAUCACCCUGGAGCUCACCUGCUUAGACUCUGUCAGGCUGCUGGGUGGAACUGGUCUGUGCUCAGGCAGACUGGAGGUGAAGUCUAACCAGUCCAACUCGUCGUGGUCCUCAGUGUGUGAGGCUGACUUUGACCAGCAGGAUGCAGAGGUGGUCUGCAGGCAGCUCGGCUGUGGGGCUCCUUCACUCCUCCAGGGGGCGCUCUAUGGAGAAGUGGAGGCUCCAACGUGGACCAAAGAGUUCCAGUGUGGAGGCCAUGAGUCUGCUCUCCUGGACUGUAGAAGCUCAGGCUCAGAUAGAAACACCUGCUCACCUGGCAGAGUUGUUAGCCUCACCUGCUCCGAGCCUGGUGUCAGGUUGGUGGGAGGAGAGAGACGCUGUGCAGGAGCUCUGGAGCUGAAACAUCAGGGACACUGGAGACCAGUGGUGGGCUUUUACUCUCUCUGGACCCUGAAGGCAGCUGAUGUUGCCUGCAGACAGCUCUACUGUGGCUCUGCUGUUUUUAUAGGAGAGAGAAAGGGGUCCUCAGGGAGAUCUGUGUGGAGGAUCAGAUCUGACUGUGUUCAGUCUGGAUCUGCUCUGAGGGAGUGCUGUGCAGCAUCAGGUUUCUCUUCCUACUUCCUAAAUCUCACUUGCUCAGAUCUGCUGCUUCAGCCCAACAUCUCUGUGUCCUCCUCCGUGGACGGGGUCCCCGGGGCCCAACAGCAGGGGUUCCAGGUGUUUAGACGCUCCACCUUCACCAUCAGCUGCUCCAUCCAGCCUCAGUACCCAGGAGGCUCGUUCCAGCUCAUCUUCACCUCCUCCAACUCAGCGAACAACUACGACUCAAAGCCAGCUGACAAUCACUCUGCCCACUUCCUGUUUCCUUCUGCAGAGUCCGCCCACCAAGGAAACUACAGCUGUCAGUAUCACCUCUCUGUGUUUUCUCAAGACUUCUCUUUUGAGAGCAGUCUGCUCUCCGUCACUGUCACAGAUCCAGCUCCUUUUUUCAUCCAAGCGGUCGUCCUGCCGCUGACUCUGCUGACUCUGCUGCUGGUGACCGUCGGCCUUUACUUCUACUGCAAGGCCACCAGGGGGCAGAAGGCGUGCCGACAGGAAGACAUUGAGCUAGAUUAUUAUAACCUGGGUCUUCCUGCAGCUGGAGAGGAAGGAGCUGAGGGAGCAGAGUUGCAGCUCCAUGGAGCUCCUCUCACACACGUUUAUCAGAUCUAAGGAGCUCCUCUCACACACGUUUAUCAGAUCCAAGGAGCUCCUCUCACACACAUGUUUAUCAGCUCCAUGGAGCUCCUCUCACACAUGUUUAUCAGCUCCAUGGAGCUCCUCUCACACACACGUUUAUCAGCUCCAUGGAGCUCCUCUCACACACAUGUUUAUCAGCUCCAUGGAGCUCCUCUCACACACACGUUUAUCAGCUCUUAUACCAGCCUUUAACCAACAUUAUUAAAUAUAGCUUAUUUUUGUUACUCUUUGUCACCAACAAUGUGUUAGUGCCUCAUGUUUCUGACUUCCUGUCAGCUCCAAGCCCAUUGGUUCCCACUGAAGAUGUAGAUCUUUAGAAUCAGUUCACAAGUUUGUUUUAUUUUGAAAAGUAAAAUCAGUGACUGCAGUCUGCAACCAACGAAACACCCGGCCGGUCACGGACAAGGUUGGCUUUAUGUAAUUAAGAAAUGUGCAUUUUUAUAAUUGAGGAUUGUACCUAUUUCCCAAGAUGUAUCCUAAUCAAGAAAUGUGCUUAUUUUAUAAGAAAUGUGGCUUUUCCAAAGAAUUCAGAUAACCUUUCUGUGAUUUAGGAUUUCUCCCUUGAAGUGGACAUCAGCUAAUUUUAUUAUUGUCCUGUGACGUGUGUUCAACUUCCAGGUUCAGGUUAUUUGUGUGUUCCUGUAGGUAGAUUUGGUUCCAUGUUAUCAUCCAACAGAAAAAACGGUUGUAGUUUUCUUUAACUGUUGCAUCAAGUUAUUCAUGAUCUGCAAUUUUGAAGAAGUGGAAAACUGUUUGAAUAUGUGUCCAUGGUAUGUUUAAUCCUGAGUUUAAACACAGGCAAAUAGCUGUCCAUGUCAGGCAGCACAAUCCAACGCUAUUAUUUUAUCAUCCAUGCACCAACAGAACAUUUGGAAAUCAACCAUUAAUCAGAGGUGGUGGAAGCACUUAGAACUUGUACUUCCAGUGAAGAAAAUUAAGUAUUUGAUCCCCUGCCGAUUUUUUUAGUUUGCCCACUUAGAAAGAAAUGAACAGUCUGUACUUUUAAUGGUAGGUUUAUUUUAACAGUGAGAGACAGAAUAUCAGAAAGAAAAUCCAGAAAUAUAAAUUUAAAAAAAAGAUAUAAACUGAUUUGCGUUUAAUGGUGGGAAAUACGUAUUUGAUCCCCUUGCAAAACAUGCCUCAGUACUUGGUGGAGAAAGCCUUGUUGGACAGCACAGAGGGCAGAUGCUUCUUGUAGUUGGUCACCAGGUUUGCUCACAUCUCAGGAGGGAUUUGGGUCCUCUCCUCUCUGCAGAUUCUCUCAAAAUCGUUAAAAAUUUGGAGGCUGAUGCUUGGCAACUGGAAGCUUCAGCUCCCUCCAAAGAUGUUCUUUGGGAUGAAUGUCCGGACCUGGUUAGGCCCCUCCAUCACCUUAAUGGGCUUCUUCUGUAGCCACUCCUCAGUUGCUUGGCCGUAUGUUUUGGGUCAUUUUCGUGCUGGAAGACCUAUCCAUGUCCCAUUUUCAGUGUCCUGGUUGAGGGAAGGAGGUUACCAGCCAAUAGUUUACGAUACAUGGCCCCCUCCGUCCUCCCCUCGAUGUGGUGAAUCGCUCUGUCCACUUAGCAGAGAAACCCCCCCAAAGCAUAAUGUUUCCAGCUCCCUGCUUGAUGCCAAAGAUCUUGAUUUUGGUCUCAUCUAACCACAUCACCUUCUCAGAAUCAUUCAGAGGAUCACCGGCAGACUCCAGACGGCCUGUACAUGUGCCUUCUUGAGCAGGGACUCUUACGGGCGCAGUGUGUUACUGUAAUUGUUUUCUUGGUGACUGUGGUCCCAGCUGACUUCAGAUCCUUAACAAGUCCCUCCUGUUUAGUUAUUGGCUGACCCCUCACCUUUCUCAUGAUCAUUGAUGCCCCAAGAGGCCAGAUCUUAGAUGGAGCCCCAGAUUGAGGGCGAUUGAUGGUCAUUUUGUGCUUCUUCGAUCUUCUAAUAAUCAAACCAGUUGUCUCUCUCUCACCAAGCUGCUUGCUGUUCUAUUCCAGCCUUGUGCUGGUCUACAAUCUUGUCCCUGAUGUCCUUAGACAUUAGUUCCACCAUGAUCACAAGAUGUCUCUGGUCUUGCCCUCGGUGGAGAGGUUGUAAUUCGAUUUAUGGACUGUGGAGCACUUUCUUAAAGCGAGAGGACUUAUUUAACCGGUCUGUGGGAGCCAGAAUUAUUUUUGUUUGCAAAGGGAUCAAAUACUAUUUCCCACAAUUAAUUAAACGCAACUUAAUUUAUAUCUUUUUGUAAUUUAUAUUUCUGGAUUUUCUUUUUGAUAUUCUGUCUCUCACUGUUGAAAUAAACCUACUAUUAAAAGUAUAGAUUUUUUAUUUCUUUGUAAGUGGGCAAACUAAAAAAAUCUGCAGGGGAUCAAAUACUUAUUGUCUUCACCGUAAGUAAAAGUAGAAGUACUCCAAUAUUGUACUUGAGUAAAAGUAGAAGUACCAGAGUGUAGGAAUACUCUGUUACAGUAAAAGUCCUGCAAUCAAAAUGUUACUCAAGUAAAAGUAGGAAAGUAAAAAAAGUGUAUUUAGGUGUCUCAUUCAGCCCCAUUGCUACAGGUGUAUAAAAUCAAGCACAGCCAGACAGUGCCUUUACAAACAUUUGUGUAAAAAUGGGUCUUUCUAGAGAGCUCACUUGAUUCGAACAUGGUACUGUAAUAGGAUGCCACCAUUGCAAAAAGUAAGUUUGUGAAAUGUCUUCUCUCCUAGAUAUUCCACGAUCAACUGUAAGUGGUAUUAUUGCAGAGUGGAAACGUUUAGGAAACUCAGCCACGAAGUGUCAGACCACGUAAAGUUACAGAGCGGGGUUGUCGUGUGCUGAGGCACAGAAUGUGUAAAAGUGGUCAAAGCUCUGCUGACUCGAUAACUGCAGAGUUUCAAACCAGCUCUGGCAUUCAUUUCAGCACUAGAACUGUGCUGGGAGCUUCAUGGCAUGGGUUUCAUGGCUGAGCAGCUGCAUGCAAGCCAUACAUCACCAAGCACAAUGCCAAGCGUGGGAUGGAGUGAUGUAAAGCACGCCGCCACUGGACUCUGGAGCAGUGGAAACGUGUGGAGUGACUAUGCGGCAGUCUGAUGGACGAGUCUGGGUUUGACGAAUGCCAGGAGAACGUUACCUGUCCGACUGCAUUGUGCCAACUGUACAGUUUGCUGGAGGAGGGAUAAUGCUAUGGGAUGUUUUCCUGGGGUUGGCCUCUGCCCCUUAUUUCCAAUGAAGCGGAUUCUUAAUGUCAUCUUACCAAGUCAUUCUGGACUAUUCUAUGCUUCCAACUUUUCUGGAAAUAGUUUGGGGAAGGCCCUUUUCUGUUCCAGGCAAGCAAGGUCCGUAAAGGCGAGGUUGGGUGAGUUUGGUGUGGAAGAACUGGACUGGCCCGCACAGAGCCCUGACCUCAACCCCACUGAACACUUUUGGGAUGAACUAGAACGGAGAGCCACGCCCUCACGUCCAAAAUCAGGGUCUGAGCUCACAAAUACUCUUCUGGAUGAAAGGGCAGAAGUUCCCACAGACUCACUCCAACAUCUUGCCGAAAGCCUUCCCAGAAGAGCGGAAGCUGUUACAGCUGCAAAGGGGGCACCAACUUUAUAUUAAUGCCUAAGAAUUUGGGAUGGGAUGUCAUAAAAGCUCAAGUAGGUGUAAUGUUUAGGUGUCCCAAUGCUUUUGUCUAUACAGUGUAUGGUUUGAUUAUAAUUAUUGAUCAUUAAAGUGUUCCCAGAGCUGGUAAAGGUG
Eleginops maclovinus (Patagonian blennie) is the source of this 6091-nucleotide messenger RNA. Its product is annotated as scavenger receptor cysteine-rich type 1 protein M130-like. The record is from RefSeq and is a predicted model, not a curated record. The transcript has 9 exons. Gene Ontology annotation, cellular component: plasma membrane. Gene Ontology annotation, molecular function: serine-type endopeptidase activity. Gene Ontology annotation, biological process: zymogen activation. The coding region runs from base 226 to 2361 and encodes 711 amino acids. Lineage: Eukaryota; Metazoa; Chordata; Actinopteri; Perciformes; Eleginopidae.